Messenger RNA from Camellia sinensis, 778 nucleotides. Its product is annotated as small ribosomal subunit protein uS9. Gene Ontology annotation, biological process: maturation of SSU-rRNA from tricistronic rRNA transcript (SSU-rRNA, 5.8S rRNA, LSU-rRNA); translation. Lineage: Eukaryota; Viridiplantae; Streptophyta; Magnoliopsida; Ericales; Theaceae. The record is from RefSeq and is a predicted model, not a curated record. Gene Ontology annotation, molecular function: RNA binding; structural constituent of ribosome. Gene Ontology annotation, cellular component: cytosolic small ribosomal subunit; ribosome.
AAAUAGUUCUCCCUCUCAAGCUUCUCCGUUUCCGAAACCAUUUCCCUGAAACCACCCAAGCUGAGAGCCUCCACACCUCUCAGAAAACCCCCAACAAUGGCUACCCCAGCAGCCCCAGUUGAGUCGGUCCAGUGCUUCGGCCGCAAGAAAACCGCAGUCGCCGUGACCUACUGCAAGCGCGGCCGCGGUCUCAUCAAGAUCAACGGCUGUCCCAUUGAGCUCGUCGAGCCUGAGAUCCUCCGCUACAAGGCCUACGAGCCCAUCCUCCUCCUCGGCCGCCAACGCUUCGCCGGUGUCGACAUGCGCAUCCGCGUCAAAGGCGGUGGCCACACCUCUCAGAUCUACGCCAUCCGCCAGAGCAUCGCCAAAGCUCUCGUCGCUUUCUACCAGAAGUACGUCGACGAACAGUCCAAAAAGGAGAUCAAGGAUAUUCUUGUUAGGUACGAUCGGACUCUUCUUGUCGCCGAUCCUAGGCGUUGCGAGCCUAAGAAGUUCGGUGGUCGCGGUGCUCGUGCUAGGUUCCAGAAAUCCUACCGUUAAGAGACAUUUCAUCAUUAGUAUUCUUCUAUGAAUUAAUCUGUUUUGGUUUAUGUUUAGAAUUGUGUUUUUGAAAUUUUUUUGAUGAGUAAGUUGUUUUUGGAUAAUAGUUAUGGAUUAUUUUGGGUGAAACUUUGAUGUUAGGAGUUGUGAAUAUCAAAUGCUUCGGUUAUUUACCUAUAAGUGUGGCUGAUUGUAGAACUGCAUUUUUAGAGCGAAAUCGUUAUUGUGCUUCUAUUAA